AUGUCGAUGCUGGAAGCCUUCUUCGGCAAGGGCGGCGCCGCCGGCGGCGGCGGCUUCCGCGCCGCCAAGUGCAAGACGCUGCUCAAGCUGUCCAUCCCGCGGAUAAAGCUGCUGCGGAACCGCCGGGAGCUGCAGCUGCGCCAGAUGCGCCGGGACAUCGCCAAGCUCCUCGAGGCCGGCCAGGAAGCCACCGCCAGAAUCAGGGUGGAGCACAUCAUCCGGGAGGAGAACAUGAUGGCGGCGCAGGAGAUCCUGGAGCUCUUCUGCGAGCUCGUCGCCGUUCGCCUGCCCAUCAUUGAGCGAGACUGGGAAUGCCCUAUAGAUCUCAAAGAGGCAAUAUCCAGCAUCUGUUUUGCUGCUCCUAGGUGUUCAGAUUUGCCUGAACUGAUGCAAGUCCAAAUGAUGUUUGCGACUAAAUAUGGGAAAGAAUUUGCUGCUGCAGCUGCAGAGCUUAUGCCGGAUUCUGGGGUCAACCGGCAGAUAAUUGAACUACUUUCAAUCCGUCCUCCUCCGGUAGAUAUAAAGAUGAAACUGCUGAAGGAGAUUGCUGAGGAGCAUGAGAUCGACUGGGAUCCAUCAGCAACAGAGACGGAAUAUCUUAAACCCCAUGAAGAUCUAUUGAAUGGACCAACCUACUUCAGUGGUUCAACGCUGCCACUUCCAAAGGAGAAACACGUGGAACCAGUAGUUGCAAGUGCCACUGACGAACCUGGUGAAGAUUAUGAAUCUGAUGGCGGCUUUGACUCACUGGAUUUGCCUGAAGUCCCAAAAGCAGCAAUUCGUCCAGCUUCUGGUACUCAAUCAACCCCAGAUAUUGGUCCACAUGUGCAAAGCUCACAGUCGUCUGCUCAUGAUUUCUCAAACCCACCUGACUUGGAAGAGAAUCCAACAGCUGAUGCUGCUUUCUAUAAUUAUCUGAAAAGUUCAGAACCCCCAGUUUCUCCACAAUCUGCUCAGCCAAGGAUGCCAGCUUUACCAGAUGAAAAGAAGCAAUUUGUUCCUUUUGUCUCUCCCCCACCAUUUGCUUCUGCUUCUUCUUCUACGGAGAGAAGUGACUCGAUUCCCUUAAAUUCUCCUCCAGUGAAGCCAACAGAGCAAGAAUUCUUCACAAGGUCAGUUGAUGAAAUGGCUGCUCCCCAAACACCCAAAGAUGUCAACAUGUUCUCGAAACGUCCAGAACAGGUACAUUCAGUCUCUCCUAUAGAGAGCGGGGAAAAUAUUGAUAUGGAUGAAGUGGUUUCAGCUGCUCAAACAGCUGCUGACUCAGCAGAGCGAGCUGCAUCGGCAGCACGUGCUGCUGCAAACCUUGCGAAACUGUGCAUUGCCGAUCUAAAGAAGAACACUAGGGUUUAUGAGAGCCACAGUGAUGGUAGCCAAAAGGAAAGUCAUCAUCAAACUGAGGUGACGCAGAAGCCGGUAUUUGAUCAUCAGGACUCUUUUUCCAAUGACUUUGAGGGUUAUGCACCAUCUCAUGUGCCUCAGAGAUCAACAUCGUUGGAGGAUGAUCCGUUCUCCUACCCCAACCUGUUCUCGUCGAAGCCUUAA
Molecule: messenger RNA, 1545 nt
Organism: Triticum turgidum subsp. durum (durum wheat)
Lineage: Eukaryota; Viridiplantae; Streptophyta; Magnoliopsida; Poales; Poaceae
Source: the annotation of a GenBank genome assembly